Messenger RNA from Bacidia gigantensis, 1164 nucleotides. RefSeq lists its product as uncharacterized. The transcript has 2 exons. The record is from RefSeq and is a predicted model, not a curated record. Lineage: Eukaryota; Fungi; Ascomycota; Lecanoromycetes; Lecanorales; Ramalinaceae. Bases 1 to 1164 code for a protein of 387 amino acids.
AUGGCUACAGCUGCAUCGCCUCUGCCUAUCCCCGCUCCAUCACGCAAUUUCGUUUUCAUCAAUGACACCAAUCCCGACGAUUCCAAGUCGAAGAGCAAGCGAAAGCUCGUCCGCGCACAAGCAGCUCGAGGACCGCAUGCCAACGCCCCCGACGGCGCAAAGGGAGAAAAGACCGCAAACACCACCACCAAACAUCAGCAGUUGAAGUGCAACAAAAAGGAGCGAAAUGCCGUCACAACCUUUCCAUUGAGUCUCAUCGGUCUCGAAGACCUGACGACACCAACACCCACAACCACCACCAGCACCAAAAUCGAGAGAGUGACGAUCCAAGUGAAAGAAAUGCGUCGCGAAGAGUCGAGCGAUAGUUUGACGACAGAGAAUAAAGACCCACUUGAGACUGCGGGUGUCAGUGCGCCAGCUGCAGCCAUCCCUGCGCUCAAGCAAUCCGACUCUGCAGAAGAAAGCAGUUCGCCAAGCACCGAUGCAGGUAGCACGCUCGUACCGAGAAUGCCCGGCACAGGCUGGGUUGCGCCAUUCAUCUCGCAUCCUGACCCUGAGAAGCCGUAUAUUCCUAUGCUGGUGGAUCACUACCUUUCCAACAUCGCCGUCAACAUCCCUGAACUCGACGCCGGCACGCCUUACAUCCUCCGCCUGAAAUGGUUCCCCAUGGUCAUCACUUCGCCCUCAACCCUCUACAUCGUCCUCCUAACCUCCGCCUCCCAUUUCGCCGCCUUCAACAACCUCCUCCCCCGCUCCGAAAUCCAGAUGAUUCUCCUCAACUUAAAACAAGCAACUUUCAACGCCAUCAACAAAGAAAUCCGCGACGCCAACGCCCGCGCCGAGUCCGCCGGCGUGAGGGGCGGUGGCUACAUGGCCGACACCAUCAUCGGCGCCGUCGCAAAAAUGGCCAGCUAUGAAGCCAUGUUCGGGAAAAAGGAACUCUUUCAUACCCAUAUGCGCGGCUUGUGGAGUAUGGUGCAAGGACGCGGCGGACUCGGCUCGUUGGGCCUCGAUGGUUUGUUGGAACGAAUGGUUCUGUGGAUUGAUAUCAAUUCGGCGUUUUUGCUGGAUUCGAAGCCGUAUUUUGAGCCCAGGCGGCCGUUGGCGGGCCAGACGGGCUGGGUGGAGGAGCCGAAUAUGGUGGGGUUUUUAGGUGCGUCGUGA